CUUGAUGAUGGACGGCUGUGGACUUUGGGGAGACGCCGUCACGCUUUACAGCAGGUACCAGGUUUGCUGGGUGGCGUGACGUAACGGGGCAGGUGUGGCUCGUGACAGCCCAGUUCAGGAAGUGAAUCUGCAGGAAUGAUCAGAAAGUCAACAGAAGGGUGACGUACAGUGUAAUCCUUAGGGUACUGGAGCGGACUGAACUUUUUUUUGUAUUUUAAACGCGUGAAUAACACGGCCGGUGGAAAUGCUUAUUAAGGAGUACCGUGUGAUUGUGCCUGUCUCUGUGGAUGAGUACAAAGUAGGCCAGCUGUACUCUGUGGCGGAGGCCAGUAAGAAUGAGACGGGUGGUGGGGAGGGGGUGGAGGUUCUGAAGAAUGAGCCGUAUGAAAAUGAUGGAGAAAAGGGCCAGUAUACACACAAGAUCUACCACUUGCGGAGUAAAGUUCCUUCGUUCGUGCGAAUGCUGGUUCCGUCCUCCGCACUGAAAAUUCACGAGAAGGCCUGGAACGCCUACCCCUACUGCCGCACCAUAAUUACAAAUGAGUACAUGAAGGAUAACUUCCUGAUCAAGAUCGAGACGUGGCACAAGCCGGACCUUGGCACCCAGGAGAACGUGCACGGUCUUGAUGCAGACACUUGGAAGAAGGUUGACGUGGUCCACUUAGACAUUGCUGACAGAAACCAAGUGGACGCAAAGGACUACAAGCCAGAAGAAGAUCCAGCCUCUUUCAAAUCUGUGAAGACCGGCCGAGGGCCGCUGGAUGCUGACUGGCAGAAAGAGCUCUCCACGACGGACUGCCCUUACAUGUGCGCCUACAAGCUGGUCACUGUGCAGUUCAAGUGGUGGGGGCUGCAGAACAGGGUGGAGAACUUCAUCCAUAAGCAAGAGAAGCGGCUGUUCACAAACUUCCACAGGCAGCUAUUCUGCUGGAUCGACAAGUGGAUUGAGCUGUCGAUGGAGGACAUUCGCCACAUGGAGGAGGACACCUCCCGGCAGCUGGACCAGAUGCGAGAGAAGGACCCAGUGAAGGGGAUGGUGGUGACAGAGGACUGAGGGGGGUGAGACUGCAGCUCUCAGGUGACCCAGCGUGCAUAGCUGAAGGGCAGAUGCACAGCACCAGCAGCAUGACCUCCACGUUGAUGUCUACAGGGUUCAGACCCCCCCAACUCCCCUUUCAUUUGUCCUUUUUUAAUAUGACUUCACCUGCAGGGAAUUUCUGCACAAUCAAACUCUAACGCUGACCAGGCAGAGAAGUAUGGCCAUUAGUAUCUGUUCAGGUGCUUGUACAUCAUUUGUUAAUAACAGUUGCAUUUGUAGAGGUUAAUAUCACUGAAAUGUUUAUAUAUUAAUAGCACAAAGUGUGAACUGUUGGUAAUUAUUCAUGUGUUGUACACAGAGUGUUUGUUUUGGGUUUAUUUUUAAUCAUUUCAGUUCUGUUCACCUGCCAUCUAUACUGCUGGUUACAUGUUUACAAACCUCUCAUAUACAUGAAUACAUACUCGGAUGUACUUUGGGGUGACGGACAUUUGGGUCCUUUGGGUCUUUCCCCGGACCUGCACUGUAAUGCUGGCAUGUGAAUCAUGGUGUCAAUAUCAAAACAAUGUUCACGUUUUAUACUCUGUUUAACUUGUCGGGAGUGAUCAUGUGUUCAUCUUAAAUUGUUUUACUGAUUUCAUGUGUUUUUUAAUGUCUGUUGCUGUAUUGGACGUAUCGCACCAAGGACUGAGUUGGAUUGUAACUUGCAGAGAAAUGCUGUAAAUAUCAUACCCUUUCUGGGUGUACUUUAAGGUCCAUUUUGACUGUUAAGCUGCCCCUUAUUUUAAUUUACUUAUGUGAGAGGCUUUCUCUCACGUCGUUUCUGGGAUGCAGUAGGAAAUAUAGAUGGCAGGUCUCCUUUCUAUGUUUGCCUGAGUUCCAUUUUUUUGCCAACAAAAUGUUUACAGGUGACAGUCGCUGAAAUGAGGUUGUAUAUGGUGCCUCCUGUUAGCAAUCCAGCCAUUUCGCUGAUGUGGCCCCCACCUGAUUUGUAGCGUUUUCUACAGGGGAGACUGAUAAAUACAUAUGAAGUCAAAAUCCUCUUCUCUCUGGCCUUCGAUGAGUGCAAGGAGCCUGUGUAUGGUAUGAUGCUUAGGCAGGCAGAAACACACAGGAGAAAAAUGAGGAAUUUGGUGAGAAUGCCCUGGCUUAACUGGAAUAUGAGGAGAUAAGGGCAGAAUAAUAUGAAGCUCUUUUAAAAACUGGGGUAUGAACAGAAGCAAAAUUUUAAUAAAUGUGUCGGUAAUGUUGAAAUAUUUUGUAAGGCCACAAGGUGGGGCUGCGGCGUAAUGAGUGAUCUGGUUCAGACAGAGAAGAAGAGCGCGGCGCAGUGGAUAGGCGCGCGGAGGCUUAUCGCUUGCAAUAAACAGCAUAUUGUUAA
Paramormyrops kingsleyae is the source of this 2417-nucleotide messenger RNA. Its product is annotated as phosphatidylinositol transfer protein alpha isoform-like. Lineage: Eukaryota; Metazoa; Chordata; Actinopteri; Osteoglossiformes; Mormyridae. Gene Ontology annotation, cellular component: cytoplasm. The record is from RefSeq and is a predicted model, not a curated record. Gene Ontology annotation, molecular function: phosphatidylcholine intramembrane carrier activity; phosphatidylcholine binding; phosphatidylinositol transfer activity. Gene Ontology annotation, biological process: phospholipid transport.